UAAAGUGUAUAGAGAAGAAAAGAUAUUUCAUGUUUCUGCACUAGUUUCAGGAUGAUUUCAGCACCUGUGCGCAUGUCAUAUUUAGGCGCCUGGUGUUUUUGGUGCAGAGAGAGUGUCCUCAGUCGACCUUGUGUUCUGUUUUCAGUGCAGGGUCAUGGAGUAGGCUGAACCGUCACUGUGUAUGCAACAAGGGGUCAAUUUGAGACACGCUGUAGAUUGACAGAGUAGAAAUAGGGGCUGAGCAGACAGAGAGGUCACUGCUUUAAUUGGAAUACUAUAAACAGCUAAAAGAGGAUGAUGAGGAUGGAAACAGUGUUUGAAAUAAAUAGCAUAACAAGUGUGUUGCAGUCUUCCAAACGAGCAGCCACAAUGAUUCACAUCUUAUUUCUUCCACUUUGUGAAAUAGUAAAUAACGGCGUGUCAUAUUCAGAGUUUUUGCAGGGUAAGCUUGUGCUUUGCAAAGCUUCUGCCUUUAACCUUUGACUUCCAGUGUCAGGCUAAGGUCAGAGCUUGUUUGUUUCAUGUAUCUGAAACUCCUCCAGUACUCAAACAUGCAGAGAGUGUGUGUGUGUGUGUUUGUUCAUGUGUGCUUAUAUAAUAUAUAAUAUGCAAUAAACAUACUUGUGUACAUGGUUAUGGUCUCAACCCAAACUUGUUUAAUGUCAUUGAACCUGUUUGGUGUUUAUUGUCAGGGAAUGAAACCCGUUACGAAGGACGGAUUGUUUUACAAGGAGGUAUAAAAUCUUGGAGUUUCUUGACCUGCAGUAACACUGUGUGACCUAUAUAAAUUUAGCCUCAUGACCGUGAAUCUGCUAACUAUCCACAAAUCUGACGUGUAGUGUGUAUUAAUUGUUACAAAUUGUUAUAAAUUUCAAUAGUAUGUACUAUGUAUGUACCUUGAUUUUGAUUGUCUGGCUCAAAGACAGUUGAAGGGAAAGGGCUUCUCUGUUGUAAUGCCGGUGGCUGUAUGUUAAGUCGUAUGGGAAAUCUGGGGCUGAGUAUUCGGCUGUACUGCUUUCAGGUGCGAUGACAUUGGAUGAAUCUGAGCUAGCUUAUGACAUGUGCAUUUGAAACUUUAGCUUACUGUAGCUUUAAGCGCCUCUAUGGAUAUCAUAUUCUUGAAAAUGUAUGUCUUUUAACUUUUCAUUUGUGAUGUAGUGUAUAUUACUUAUUGUAAAUUAAUAUAUGUAAUUUAAUUAUGAGCAGGACAUGUUAUUCAUGCAUAAAUCGUAUGACAUUUGUUGGUUUUUAUAGGGCAAGACAGAUAUGAAGCACAAUUCUUUACCUAGUGCAGUUUCUUUACUUUAGUGCAGACUAAAAUGUCCUGUUUUUACACACUGUUCAAAAUCAAUGACUUCAUUUACAACACAGACCAUCAGAGAAGCAUUUGAGUAUUAUUUGCUUAACCUGGUAUGACCGGUAGCAAUCGACCCAAUCAGGUGAAGAGGUCAGACUGCUUUGUAGUCAGACUAGUUUAUGACUGAAACUAACAGUUUAGCUAGCUGACGUAGCCAUGACAAAACAGUUAGGAACAGUAAUAUUUCUCACAGACAGGUUGGAAAAUCACUAUGGAAACCAUCUUUUUGACUAAAAUGACACUGUAAUUGCACUUAGCAUGGGCUGCAAACUGAACUUUCGUGGAUUCAGCCAAACUUUACUACUUGUGAACUCUGAGCUCUCGUAAAAUUUUGACUUCACUUGUGGAAAAAAUACAAUGACAGCCAAAGUUUUAAAGGUUAAACCAAGUUUCUAAAUAAUAACAAGCCAAUGUUUUGAGAUUCUGCCACACACACACACACACACCUGAGGGUAAAGAAAGCAAUAUAGAAUUAUAAGGAUGUUAUUUUAGGAUAGGUGUUAAAGCCCAUAGGCAUUAAUCAUGUUUCAGCAUGAGUCCUGUGCAGUCUGACUAGCCAGCAUGUUGGAGUCAGUCAUUGGCAGAAUUGUGUCUUUUGGAGACUGAAAAGAAAUAAUAAUUUUAAAAAAAGACAAACCGGGAAUUAAUAAAGCUAAACUAUCAUAAAAAAGACUAGGUAACACAUGGUAUGGUGUAUGCUAUGCUACAGGAUGAUGCAGUUAGGAGGCGCAUGCUUAUGUCAGAGGUGUCUACAGCAAGUUUUACACUGUGUGAUUACUGCAGUCUUUUAGGAUUAUUACUUUUCACACUGUACUGGAUGAUCCCAAUAAAAUCUUGAAUUUUACAACAGACUGUGUUACAAUUAUAUAAUCCAUGUCAGAUUAUAUGAUGUGGAACUGUGAUUAAAGCAACUCACUAUGUUCUGCUUACGGCAUCAACCAGUGUGAUUAUGGCUUGUAAAGAAAACGGGCAAGACACAGAAACAAGUCUUCAGUGCAUUAUUAACAGUGUUAUAUAUGGAAAAAACAUGGUUUAAAAGGUGAUGAAGAGGAGUUUGGAGCAGUUCAUGCCUGGUUCUCACCUCUGACCGCGUGGAGCAGAUGACCAAGACGUACAAUGACAUCGAAGUGGUCACACACCUGCUGGCCGAGCGGGAUCGGGAUCUGGAGCUGGCUGCUCGGAUAGGUCAGUCUCUGCUGCAGAGGAACCAUGUUCUUCAGGAGCGCAAUGACUCGCUGGAGGAGCAGCUCGCGCAGAUGCUGGAUCAGGUCCAUCAGCUGCAGCAUGAGCUGAUGAAGAAGGACGAGCUUUUGCGAAUGGUGUCAAGUGUGAGUGAAGAGAGUGAGACAGACUCCAGCUCGUCUCCAUCGCUCCCCCUUGCUCCCUCUAAUCACACGCUCACACACACACUGACACUCAGCCAGCUGGAGGUGCUGCAGAGCAAACUGCAGGAGCUCGAGGAGGAGAACCACAAACUACGGGUAGAGGCAAGUCAGCUGAAGAGGGAGACCAUCACAUAUGAGGAGAAAGAGCAGCAGCUGGUCAGCGAUUGUGUUAAAGAGCUCCGUGAGUCGAACACUCAGAUGGUGAGUCUGACUGAAGAACUUUCUCAGAAGAACGAGGAUCUUAUGAAACAGCAGGAGGAAAUCUCCCAGCUCCUGUCACAGAUAGUGGAGCUCCAACAACGCCUCAAACAGUUAGCACUGGAGAAAGAAGAGCUGAGGAUUCAUCUGCAAGCCUCAAAGGAUGCCCAGCGACAGCUAACCACUGAGCUAAAUGAGCUGGCCGACAGGAAUGCGGAGUGUGUAGGGAUGCUGCACGAGUCUCAGGAGGAGGUUAAGGAGCUGCGCAGUAAGAACACUCCGUCUGCAGGCCUGCGCAGGCAUCUCUCUCAUAGCCUCUACCCCAUGGAGUGCCUGGCGGCUGAGAUUGAAGGCACUAUGAGGAGGGAGAUGAGUGUAGAGGAGGAGAUUGCAUUUCAGGACCAGAGGUCGAGCCAUAAGCGUGUGUUUCAGACAGUGAGGUCAGCGAAUGAGUCAAUAAUGCGAGCAGCAGCAGGGACACAUCCUAUUCCUGGGUCAGGGCACUGCAGUGUGGUGAUGACGUCACAGCCGUUUCACUCCAACACACACCCCACACCUGACGGAGACAUACAGCACGGCACGGACAAUGCAUAUGUGGGCCGCCCCGGCUCUCCUGGAGGAAGUGACCUCGUCUCUGCACUGCGUCGCCUCACUCUGAGGAGGCAGAACUUCCUGUGUGAGCGUCAAUACUUUCAGGCCGAGAGGAACAGGAAGCUGCAGGAGCUCUCAGACGCGGUGGAGUCAGAGGGUGGCGGGAGCGGCUACAGCUCUCCAACGGGAAGCGUCCGUUCAUCCUUUUCCAACCUAUCAGAGUUCUCCGUGUCCUCCAGCUGCUUUAAGACGUUUUUGCCCGAGAAGCUGCAGAUUGUAAAGCCCAUGGAAGGCUCUCUGACCCUGCACCACUGGCAGCAGCUGGCAAAGCCUCACCUGGCCUCCAUCCUCGACCUGCACCCAGGUGUAAUCACUAAGGGCUUUAGGCCCCUCCCCCAGGAUGCUGUGUAUCACCUCAACGACCUGGAGGAGGAUGAGGAGAACGACAGAACUCCAUGGGUGGACAUCACAAAGAAGCGAGAUGAGAGGAAGAUGGGAGAGGAGGGUGAUGAUGAAGGGAUCACGUUCAAUGUACACUCAUCCUCUACUCCAGAGGGAAGCAAAGAGAGGAUUUUUUUCACACCACUUAAAGCCCCGCCUCUUUCGCCAUCUAUAAGAGCGUCUCCUGUCUCACUGGCUGCAGCUGUGACCUUUGACACCUUAGUAAAAUCUGCGGCAGGGUCGACGGCUCUUCCUGUGUCCCAGCCAAGCCUGAGCGUUACUACAACAGCGCCCUCUAUAGCAGUGAAUCCUGGUAAGUGUCAGAGCACCACCUUCUCCACCUACACCUUCACCACCUGCCGCAUCCUGCACCCCAGUGAUGUCACACAGGUCACACCCAGCUGUGCAUCCACCCCGAGUUCCCUCCGCUCCGUUCCCUCCACCCCGGUCACUCCAUGCAGGUUAAGUCUGGGUGACUCGUUUCCUCCUCGUCGCACCACAGCUCCCCCUACUGGUCUGGCUAAGCUCCUGUUAGAGAAAGGUAUCUCUGCCCAGAAAGUUCCUGCUCCCUCCAGACUGCCCCAGCCCCUGCACCUGCCACCCAAUACCCCUCCCAACUCCCCAUGCCCCUCCCCUGUACCCUUCGAGUCAACCUCCACAAUUCCUGACAACUUCCUGGCAUCGCGGCCAGCUGAGCUCUUCCUGCAGGACGUAUACGGCGUGAAACCCGACCUCGUUGAGCGUCUGCGCAAGCUCGGAUUGGACAAAAACAUCAUUCGGACAGACUCGGACACUGCUCACCAGUCAUCCACUCUGUUACCGACAGGAGGAGGAAGCUUAUUGGUCGGUUUGAGGCGGAACCAAAGCCUGCCUGCUAUGGUUGGUCAACGCAGCCCAUCCUACCCUGCUCCCCCCCCUCACCCCACCUCCCUCGCUCUGCCUACACCAUCCUGGGGUAACUUGAAACCACAGCCUACUCGUAGACAUGCCUCCCUUUCUCAAGCUCCUCCUCUUCCAUAUGAGCAUUAAAGAGUUGUUCGUGGUUUUGGGCGAAAAAGGGAUUGGUGAUUGGAUGAAAAUAUAUUUUGUGGGCGUCGCCGGGGGGGUGGAAUAAUCACUGACCUUUCUUAACCUUUGCUCGCCUUCCUAUAAACUAACAAUAGACUAAAAGGCAUGAAGAAGAGAUGGCCGCUCUUUUGUUGUGGUUUAUUUUAAAAAGCACAAUUGUGUAAAUAGAUUUUUGGCUUAGUUAUAGGCCUAGUUGUACGUAGCAGCAGGAAAUAUUGCAUGUCCUGAUUUGACCUGGGUCAAUAAGGGUGAAGCUUAAGGGGUGGAUCUCACUUGAGCACAUGGCCUCACCAUUAGCUUUUUUCCAUUUAAUGUAGCUUGAAAAUACUGGUUUCAUCACAUAAUAUAGUAGAAUAUGUAAUGUUAGCUAUCUUGCUAGCAAACUCGACAAUAUGUUAGCCUAACUUUAGCUAGCAUCCUAGCAAAAUUGUUUCCAGGAUCUAAUCCCGCAUUAUAAUAUUUAGCUCCAUGGUAUCUUUGUAAAUAGCUUACCUAACCAUAGCUAGCUUGCUAGGAAACAUGACUAGCUAUGUAUGAUUAUAUGGCUACUGUUUGGUUAAGAGGUAGUUAGUGGGGUAGCUGGCUAAUGUUAGAACAGUUAUGUAUUUAGCUAGCUGCCUAUAUUAGCAAAUUAGACUGGAUUGUGUAAAUAAAACCAAUAUUUUAUGCUAAGCGCCGCCCUUGUUGACUCAGGAAUGAGGACAUGCAGGAAUCAUUGAUCAAAAUUUUAUUUUUCCCCAUUAAAUAUGACUAUUUUGCUUUCACAGUUCACUCUUUCCACAUUGAAGCAGUCAUUCUCAGUCUUUAACCUCAGCUGAAGUCACGCUGUACGUUUAUCCACAAGGCUCUGCAGGUUGAGAAAGGUGAGAGAACGUCGAUCAGGGAUACUGCACGUAGGGUGGAGUGAUCAAGGGAAUAAGGAAAGUGUUAUGGAGUGAAAAUUAGCAGUUCACAUGUGGAUUUAUUAAAGUAUAGAGGGUUUGUGGUAAGUCGAACAGGAGCAAGAUAAAGAUGGAUCAUGAAGGUGAAUUGAAGGAGAUGAACAUGGGAUUAAAAAGUAGAAUAAGAGAAAUAGGAAUAAACGAAAUGAUGAGCUUGCAGAGCCUCAGGAAAGAAAGCGUGUCAACAUUAAGUAGUACUUUAAUUCAGUGCCAGCUAGUUUUAGUAUUGCUGAUGUUACUGUGUCUACAACUCCUCACCCAGCAUGCACCUCUGCCUGGUAUUCUAAUCAUAGUUUUAAACCCUAAAGCACAUUUUACAGUGGGAUUUCAUGAUCACUAGUCUAUCAGGGAUUUAAAGGUGCAUUAGAUAAGAUUAGACUUUUUUAUGAUUGGGCCUCUAAAGAUUAGGUAGGUUCAGCAUUUGAAUGCUGUCUGCCCAUGUUCACAAAGUUCCGCCCCCAGGAUAUCCGUUGGCCUGUAGAAUGUCUAUAUAAUGACUGACUGAAAGCGUAUCCAACCACAAACAAGCAUUCCAGCCUGGAAGACAGUUUUCCAAAUGAGUUUUCUCUGCGACUUAAUACACUUUUGCUCAGGCCAUGGCUUAAUCCAUUGUUUGUUUGUUUUUAUCAUGCUCUACAUAUCAUUCAAGUUACUUGUACUUGUGAGGAAUAAAAAAAAUUGUCUAUUGCAACUUUUAAAGCUGCUUGAAGAAACAGUAAUUUUAGGGACUUUAUGUUCAGGGAGCGAGAAGAGGGUGGGAACAUGCUCGUCUUGCAUAUUUAAUUUGUAUUGUGUUUAUUCUAAAGGGAACGUGCACCAGUUUGCCUUACAUUUACACACACACGCGCACACACACACACACACGGUGGCACAGUAGCUCAAUCCUGAGAUCGCGUUACUGUCUGCCUGGAGAAUGCAUGUUCCCGUGUCUGUGUGGGUAUCGGCUGGGUUCUCCGGUUUCCUCCCACUUCCCAAAAACAUACCCAUAGGUGGACUGGCUACUCUAAAUUGCCCCUAGUUGUAGAUGAGUGUGUGAAUGUGUGUGCAUGGUCCCCUGUGAUGGACUGGUGUCCCAUCCAGGUUGUAGUCCUGCCUUGGAUAGGCUCCGGAUACACCACAACCCUGACCAGGUCAUUAACACUCUUCAUUAGUACUACUUCAGUACAGUGUGUUCUGAUUGGCUGAGAGCAGUAACACAUAACGCACAAAUAUCACUAUCGGUACAAACCAAUCCGAAUGGUAUUUUCUCCUGACUCUCAGUUGUGACUCUGUGACCUUCCACCAUCGCCUUUGAUGUUUCUUCUUUUUCCCAUUCAAUGCACUUUUUAUUUUAACCCACUAACAUAAUGAUAUUUAUUACUAAAUGACCAUGUAGUAUCUACAAGCAAGAGAAUAUAACCAUAAACUAGUGGCAUGAAGUAAUUUUAUUAAGCACUUUUAUUUAGCAGAGGUAUUUCAUAAUAUAUGUUGCUUAUGAAUUUAUUUCUGUGAGUUUAAAAAGGGAUUCACUUUCAAAACCUUUUUGUCCUGGUCCAAACCAAAAAGAACAUCAUUUGACCAGUGUUUUUGCUGGUUGGGCUUUAUUACUGUUAUUACUGUUACUGUUAUUAUUAUUACUGUUAUUAUUCUUUUGUGUAAACUAAACUUGUAUGUCUGUUGUUGCCAAGUCUUGCUUUUUGUGCCAUUUUUAAUAGUCAUUGGAUAAUGCACUGAAAUGGGGCGGGGCUUGUAAUGUCACCAAGACAUCGGCUUUAGAUAUUUAUCAUUUAAUAUAGUGGAAAUAAUUUGCUGAAUGAAUUAAUUGCCAUGUGAUGUACUGUACAGGAUUUACACAAUGUUGGAAUUAUUGCAAAGAAUGUAGUCUGGCACUGGAGCUACAAGGCUAAUGUUCCUAACAAGUACAAGGCCUUUUCUGUGUAUACAUACACAACUUUUUAUAUACUUGCUUAAAUCACAUUAAUAAAUAACAAUAUAAUUUUUAAAUACACCAUUUUUAACAAAUAUUAUAGAUAGUAUAGCCUGCAAUUAAGAAAAUUAGGUUUAAAGUUUAAACUAUAGUAUACCAUCAUCUAUCAUCAUCACUUUCAGCUUUCUGGUGGCUGCUUUCAAACUUUCCGACGAUUCUGGCUGUCCAAAAUGGCUGCCCAUGGGCGAUAUUUUGUUCAUGUUUAUGGGUUACAAGAAGUCCCACUGUGUCCUAAUAACAUAUUUUUGGAAAAGAUUUUGCAUGAGAAAGACUAGCUUUGUAGCUCCAGUCCAAAACUAACACAGUUGGACACAGAACAUGUCUUAGCUGGCAUCGCACCGCUACUCUCCUCAUCCUCACGUCUUCUCAGUCACUCAGGAUGACCGAUGGAGAUGAUGUGUUUGUGAUGACGUGUUUAUGAUGUUCAUUUGAUAAGCACAGAGAUAUGACUGUUGCCUUGUCUAAACCCUGAUCAGUGCUGUUUUGUUGCCUCCUUUUUUUUAAAUAAAGCAAUGACAAAUGUAAA
This is a messenger RNA of Pangasianodon hypophthalmus (striped catfish), 8473 nucleotides long. It is a transcript of the gene trak2, whose product is annotated as trafficking protein, kinesin binding 2. The record is from RefSeq and is a predicted model, not a curated record. Gene Ontology annotation, molecular function: GABA receptor binding. The transcript is spliced from 14 exons. Gene Ontology annotation, cellular component: dendrite. NCBI's taxonomy places the organism in Eukaryota, Metazoa, Chordata, Actinopteri, Siluriformes, Pangasiidae. Bases 2458 to 5001 code for a protein of 847 amino acids. Gene Ontology annotation, biological process: anterograde axonal transport of mitochondrion; neurogenesis.